Arachis duranensis is the source of this 1980-nucleotide messenger RNA. RefSeq lists its product as uncharacterized. The transcript has 4 exons. The record is from RefSeq and is a predicted model, not a curated record. The coding region runs from base 1 to 1980 and encodes 659 amino acids. Lineage: Eukaryota; Viridiplantae; Streptophyta; Magnoliopsida; Fabales; Fabaceae. Gene Ontology annotation, molecular function: nucleic acid binding; RNA-DNA hybrid ribonuclease activity. Gene Ontology annotation, biological process: DNA integration.
AUGUGUGUUGAUUUCACCGAUCUCAAUAAAGCAUGCCCCAAAGAUUCCUACCAUUUGCCUUCUAUUGAUUGCUUAAUUGAUAAUGCAUCUGGUUUUGAAAAACUCAGCUUUAUGGAUGCAUAUUCUGGUUAUAACCAGAUCCAAAUGCAUCCAUCCGACCAAAAUAAGACAGCCUUUAUUACUGAAUAUGGAAACUAUUGUUAUAAAGUCAUGCCAUUUGGCCUUAAGAAUGCAGGUGCGACAUAUCAACGUCUCAUGGACAAAGUCUUCGCCAAACAAAUCGGCAGAAACAUUGAGGUCUACGUUGACGAUAUGGUCGCCAAGGCAAAAACUGGCAACAAUCACCUUGAUGACCUCGCCGAAAUCUUCGGACAACUAAGAACAUACAACAUGCGGCUAAACCCCGAGAAGUGUACAUUUGGGGUCCAGAGUGGCAAAUUUCUCGGCUUCCUGCUCACUAGCCGAGAAUUUGAUAUCAAAUACGAAGGGCGAACAUCUAUCAAAUCCCAAUUCUUAGCCGACUUCAUCGCUGAAUUCUCAGUAUCAGACACAGCCGAGGACUACAUCGAAUGGUCCUUAUACGUCGACGGCUCCUCCAACCCACAAGGAUGUGGAGCAGGUAUCAUACUUGAUGAUGCCCACGGCAAUGUCAUCGAGCAUUCCCUCCAUUUCUCAUUCAAAGCGAGCAAUAACCAAAGUGAAUAUGAAGCCUUAAUUGCCGGCCUUAGACUCGCUGCCGACCUAAACAUUACCGAACUUAAGGUAUACUGCGACUUUUUACUCAUCGUCCAGCAGCACAUACCCAGGGAGAGUAAUGGUCGAGCUGAUAUUCUGUCUAAACUAGCCAGUACUCAACCAAACAGGUCAUCCCUUUACCAAUCUAUAUUGCUUAAGCCAAGCAUUGAGCUUACAGAAAUCAUAAGUGUUACACAGGAAGCAGACUGGAGAUCUCCAUACAUGGACUAUCUUCAGACAGGAAACUUACCAGGCAAUGUCGAAAAUAUCCACCACUUUCGCCGACAAGCCUCCUAUUUCAUAGUUUAUAAUAACUGCCUAUAUAGACGAGGAUUUUCUCGUCCAUUACUAAAAUGUCUUUGCAGAACAAAAGCCGAGCUUGCACUUGCCAAGGCACAUGAAGGGAUCUAUGAUAUCCUCGGCCCUUUCCCCACGGUAGCAGGACAGGUAAAAUUCCUCGUAGCAAUUGAUUAUUUUUCCAAAUGGAUAGAGGCACAUCCUCUAGCCAAGAUUACAUCACAACAAAUGCUUUCUUUUAUCUGGAAAUAUAUUAUCUGUCGAUUCGACAUUCCUCGGCACAUUAUCACAGAUAAUGGUCGCCAGUUUGCCGACCAAAAAUUCACAUCCUUCUUGCAGGACUUGAAAAUCAAACAACACUUUUCCUCAGUAGAGCACCCGCAAACAAACGGGUUAGCUGAAGCUGCAAAUAAAGUAAUACUACAUGCUCUAAGAAAGAAACUAGAUGAGGCAAAAGGCCUCUGGGCCGAGCUUAUCCCAGAGAUCAUAUGGGGAUAUAACACCGUUGUCCACUCAACAACAAAGGAGACACCCUUUCGGCUAGUCUACGGAUCUGAUGCCAUGAUACCCGUGGAGAUCUCCCAAUCCUCACUACGCAUUGAAUUUGCCGACCAGACUACAAAAGACACGGCUCGGCGAACUGAACUCGACCUCGCAGAAGAAGUAAGAUCAUUAACAGCAGUCAAACAUUUGGCUAUGCAACAACACAUAGCUCGAAGAUAUAACAAGAGACUUCAACCAAGGUCUUUCCAAGUCCACGACCUUGUCCUCAGAAAAACAGAACAAGCUAGGAAACCAUUAGCACAUGGCAAAUUAUCAGCUAACUGGGAGGGCCCUUACCGAGUCACAGAAGUCAUCGGAAAUGGAGCCUACCGACUACAAACCUUAGAGGGUAAAGAUCUCCCUAAUACUUGCAAUGUAUCUUCCUUAAAGUUAUAUAACAGUUAA